Molecule: messenger RNA, 1461 nt
Organism: Manduca sexta (tobacco hornworm)
Lineage: Eukaryota; Metazoa; Arthropoda; Insecta; Lepidoptera; Sphingidae
Gene: sty
Product: protein sprouty
Exons: 2
Coding region: 328-978 (216 amino acids)
Biological process (GO): animal organ development; negative regulation of MAP kinase activity; multicellular organism development
Cellular component (GO): membrane; cytosol
Source: RefSeq, a predicted model, not a curated record
GCCGGACAAUACUACGUUACUCAAAUUAUUCUGUAUUAUUAACAUACGUGUACAACCGCGAGCUCUACAAUUCUAAUAGUUUGUAAAGUGCGGUUAUUGCAGCAACUGAUUCCUCUUUACACAUUUUUUUUUAAUAUUAGUUUUAUUGGUGGUAUAUGAUUUUCAGUGUAGUGAAUUUUGUGUCGGUUCUGAAGUUACUCAUAGUGCAUUAUUAUCAUCAUCAUAAGGAUGUCCACUGCUGAACACGGGCCUAGUCAAUCAGCGCAAUAAGUGGGGACGAUGAGGGAACAGGAAGGCGACGGCCCGGAGAGCCGUUAGCCGGACUCGAUGGAUGAGUAUGGCGGGCCGGCGGCGCCGCCCCGGCCGCCCAAGCCGGCGGCGCGCGUCCAUAGGCCCACGGGCGCGCGCCAGCCCACCGUGUCGCUGCUGCGGCCGCGACCCGAAGCCGAGCGUGAGCGCAACGCCUACGUGGAGGCGCCGCGGCGUGCGCACGCGCACUCACCGGUGCACGCGCACGCGCACUCACACGCGCACCAGCCGCUCAAGCCGGUGACGACGCAGCCGGCCGCCGCGGGCGACAAGCGGCGCGCCGGCGCGCUCCCGGCCGACUCGAUCGUGUGCGAGGCGUGCGGCCGCUGCCGCUGCGAGCAGUGCGCGCGGCCGCGGCCGCUGCCGUCUCGCUGGCUGUGCGGCUCGUGUCUGUGCAGCGCGGAGGCGUGCGUGGACUACGCGUCGUGCAUGUGCUGCGUGAAGGCGCUGUUCUACCACUGCGGGAGCGGCGAGGAGGAGGCGGGCGAGCCGUGCGCGCGCGGGCCGCGGCUGGCGUGCGUGGCGGCGCUGGCGCUGCCGCUGCCGUGCCUGUGGCUGUACUGGCCGCUGCGCGGGUGCGCGGCGGCGGGCGCGGCGCUGUACGCGCGGCUGCGGCGCAGCGGGUGCCGCUGCCCGGAGCCUCCGCCGCGGCUCUCCAGUAUUAUCUAGUCCCGCCGCGCGCGCCGCCCGCUCCGAAGAAGCGCCGCGUCGCGUCCAGCGUAGCGUUGUACAAAUAUUUAUUGGCGAGCGGCGAGCGGCGAGCUUCGGACCGUGGUGGUGCAGUCGGAAGCCGCGGAGUCGCCGCGCGGAGCCGCGAGUGGUGUGUGGGGCGCGGGGCGUCGCGGACAGAGCCCCGCGCUCGCGAGUGAAUCGUCUACGAGUACCUUGUAAAUAUAGUUGUAUAGUGUGAAUGUACGUGAACGUGUCGCCCGAACGUCGAAAGUCUCAAAUUUUCUUGAGACCUUAACGUGUCAUAAGAAAACGUUAACGUUAGUAUUUUGGAUUCCACGCAAAUCCAGAGAAGAUUAAGAAAUGAGAUAUAAAACAUACUUAUUAAGAUGUAGAUAAUUUACCAUUUAUUUAUUAACUGAAUUUGUAUUUAUUUGUAAAUAAAACGACAACAUUAUAUUAUAAAUACGAAUGUUUACUACA